AUAGUCGGCCACACUCUCAGAAAGCCCUCGGUCAACAUAGCUCAGCAGGAAUGGUUCGAUAUGCUGCCGCCGCGGACCUACGACGAGGAGUACUUGCUCAACAAGCACUCCAGGCUCGGCGUCCUCUCUAAUGAGCUCCAAGCCCUGGGACAUUCCCAACGUUUUGCCACAAAGGUAACUGUCCCUCUUGAGUGGACAAACACCUGUUGCAGCCAUCCACUAUACCGUGAAUCUGAGCUUAUCGAUGAGGAGUGCCUUGGAGUAAGAAAUGCUGCUAAAAGGAAGCUUUUGGAUGAACUGGGCAUCCAUGCUGAAGAUGUGUACAAGGCACCUUCUGACGGAACGUUUAAGGACGGCGAUUGUUUAACGAUGUCGGGAAUAAUUUCUAGAAUUUUUAAUGAUGAACCUCCAAUUUACGGACCUGGUUGUGAAGUACGCCUCGUGAGUGGUCUGUGA
Fragaria vesca subsp. vesca is the source of this 456-nucleotide messenger RNA. RefSeq names its product isopentenyl-diphosphate Delta-isomerase I-like. The transcript has 3 exons. The record is from RefSeq and is a predicted model, not a curated record. Lineage: Eukaryota; Viridiplantae; Streptophyta; Magnoliopsida; Rosales; Rosaceae. The coding region runs from base 61 to 456 and encodes 131 amino acids.